Molecule: messenger RNA, 1030 nt
Organism: Musca vetustissima
Lineage: Eukaryota; Metazoa; Arthropoda; Insecta; Diptera; Muscidae
Product: dnaJ protein homolog 1-like
Exons: 1
Coding region: 11-1027 (338 amino acids)
Biological process (GO): negative regulation of transcription by RNA polymerase II
Cellular component (GO): cytosol
Molecular function (GO): protein-folding chaperone binding
Source: RefSeq, a predicted model, not a curated record
GACGGCCACAAUGGGUAAAGAUUUCUACAAAAUUCUUGGCAUCAACAAAGGUGCUUCAGAUGACGAAAUCAAGAAGGCCUAUCGCAAAUUGGCAUUGAAAUACCAUCCGGAUAAGAAUAAGACACCCCAGGCGGAGGAACGAUUCAAGGAAAUUGCCGAGGCCUAUGAAGUGUUGUCAGACAAAAAGAAACGUGACAUUUACGAUCAAUAUGGCGAGGAGGGUCUGAAGGGUGGCAUUCCUGGAGCAGGUGGCAUGGAUGGCGGCAAUACGUACACCUAUCACGGCGAUCCCCGGGCCACAUUUGCCCAGUUCUUUGGCAAUGCAGAUCCAUUCGGCAUCUUCUUUGGUUCCGGUGAUCCAUCACGCAUCUUUGAAUCGCAGACAAUGUUUAUGGGCGACGAUGAUAUGUAUAUGGGUGGUCCAGGUGGCGGUGCUUUCCGUUCGCAGUCAUUCAAUGCCCAGCCAAAUCGUAAACGCACCCAACAAGAUCCACCCAUUGAACGUGAUUUGUUUGUGUCCCUGGAGGAAAUCGAUAAGGGCUGUGUGAAGAAAAUGAAAAUAUCCCGUAUGUCGAUGUCAUCCGGCCAGCCACGCAAAGAGGAGAAGGUGUUGAAUAUCAGUGUCAAACCCGGCUGGAAGGCAGGCACCAAAAUCACCUUCCCACAGGAAGGCGAUCAGACACCCGGCAGAAUACCAGCCGAUAUUGUGUUCAUCAUCCGCGACAAACCCCAUCCAGUGUUUAAACGUGAAGGCAGUGAUCUGCGUUACACAGCCCAGGUUAGCCUAAAACAGGCCCUGUGCGGCACAACCGUUUCCGUACCCACACUGCAAGGUGAUCGCAUAACCGUCAGUUCCCAAGGUGAAAUCAUCAAACCCACCACAGUGAAACGUCUCAGCGGUCGGGGGUUGCCAUUCCCCAAGGAGCCAUCACGUCGCGGUGAUUUGCUAGUGUCCUAUGAUAUCAAAUUCCCCGAUAGCCUGCAACCCGGUACAAAGGAACUGCUAAGUGAGAUAUUACCAAAUUAGAAA